Symbiodinium necroappetens is the source of this 2556-nucleotide messenger RNA. Lineage: Eukaryota; Dinophyceae; Suessiales; Symbiodiniaceae. The record is from the annotation of a GenBank genome assembly.
AUGGACGUGCCGAUGGUCGUAAAGGUCUCCAUCCAAAGAAUUAGUGGCCAGGAGCUAGAGUUGGAUGCAGGGGUGGAGGAGACAGUUGCGGAGCUGAAAACAAGGCUCACCGAAAAGUGCCAAGUCCCUCUUCUCUGUCAGCGGCUCCUCCUGCAAGCACCUCCACCCGAGGAUUUCAGGGAGAAGCUUAUGUUGGUCAUGAAAAAGCGGGCCGCAGAGAUUCUCAGUCAGCUUGAUGUCCAUGAUCUGUACGAAAUGAAAGCGAUCUUCAGCCCCGCGCGUCCAAUGUACCAAUGCUUUGCGGUUGUCUACCGUCUCAUCGCAUCAUGCCCGUCUGUGAAGAAUCUUCAGCGGCGACGGGCUAAUCCGCGGUCGGACCCCGGGCCUGGAUGGGAUGUGCUGAAACCACUGCUGUGCAGUGACACCUUUGAUUUUAUCCGUGGCUUGCAGGAAUUUCCUGAAGAGGUGGUCCAGGCCAAAGUGCAAGAGAGACAUAUUCAUCAGGCAGAGAGCAUUGCCCAAGACAUGGGGGGCACCUUCACCCCUGGGCAUCAAGCCAAAUUCUCUAAGGCCAGCCAGAUUCUUUGUGAAUGGGCGUUGAUCUCCAUUGAGCUGUACAAGACCUGGGCCGGCAAAGAGGUUUCUCCGAAUCUCGAGGACGCGUUCCCGUUGUCUUUGUAUUCAAUCGGUGGUGAGCUGAAGCUGUCGUUGCUGACAGACGUCGAACCAGCGUUUGCGAACCUGUCGUCGGACCACGAGCACGUGCUUGACGCUGUGCAGGCCCUUGCUGUUCUUGGGGGCAACUGUUUGGAUCGUGCCGUGCCGGCUUUAGUGGACAAGCUAAAGCAUUGGGAGCAAACGAUUCGAAGUGCAGCUUGCGGUUCACUGAAGCAUCUUGCCCAACAAGAUGCAACAGUUGCUGAAUUAUUGCGAGGUCAGCUAGGGCCUUGCAUACCCCAUCACCGCCCGAAGCCUUGGCCUGCGUCUGUCGAGAUCAUGGACGUUCUUGUAAACUUGCCUGGGGACCAUCUACACACUCUGUCCUGGCUCGUCGGAGUCAUGUGUUUUGCAGACCCUGAUGAGAGUGAAAUUGGCUGGUCAUACUUCCAACGUGUCGAGCAGUACGCGGAUGCGGCUGAGCUGACUGGUCUCCUCAUUUCAUUCAUGAAAGAAGAGGACAUUGGCGAUGUGAGGGAGCUCAACACCUUCCUUGGACAUGUAGUCAAAAAUCCGGAUGUUCGUGAUGCGCAAGGAAUGAUCUGCGAUGCCCUUGCAAAGGUUGCCGAGCGCAGCGAUGUAGUGAUAGAGUUGCUCGCGAAAGAGCUGGCAGUGACACAGGCACCCUUCCAGCGUGCCCGGGCAGCCGCCGUCUUGGCGAGAGUGGCGCCUCGCGAAGACGAAGCAGUGGUCAAGGCUUUACUGGACGAUCUGAGUACGUCAGAAGGAGAGCACUUGUUGCUGAUGUCCGAUCAUUUGGCAUCGCUUUCGCCUUCCUCACAUGCACAGAUCCUGAGCGGACUUCGUGCUGAACUCAAGCGGAGAGGUGGUGCAGACUGCCAGGCGGUCAUUCAGCGAGUUGCGGCUUGUUCCGGUUCCGAGGACCAAGUCAUUUCCGUGAUCUCAAGCUACCUGAAGAACUCACACUGCUUUCUGGCCCGCGAGUGGCCGGCCUCUGUUGUGACAGCCCUGGAUGUGGUCGGACCAGCUGCAAGCUCCGGCAUCCCUGAAGCCCAACAGGCCGUGAACCUGGCAGCUAAGGCUCUUUGCAAGAAGAUGAUUUCCGGGCAUGAGCAGUGCAAGCCCCCGCUGCUGAAACUUGCCACCAAGUAUGGCCUGCCUGAUGGUCUCCACGGCGAUUUGCUGAAGGGCCUCCGGCAAGGCAGGCCGAAAGCACAGGCCUCCUGCCACGCCGUUUUGAAGGAGUCACUGAAUGCCAAAGAUGUCAGCCUGGUGCUCGAUGUCAUCGAGAAUGACAUAUAUCCGGCGACUCGCUGCUUAGCCGUAGAGCUUCUGCCGCAUUGUUCAGAGCGUGGCCAGUGCGAUGUGGUAGAGAUGCUUCUCCGACUGGCGGCCGACGAAGACGUGGUGGUCAAGUCCACAGCCAUUGGGGUCAUGGGACAGUGCGCGCACUUCGAUGCAAAGGUUUGUGAAGUCUUGCGACGGCAGUUGGAGCACCAAGAUGCCCACGUCCGUUCGGCUGCUUUGCUAUCCCUGAAAGACCUUGAACUUGAGCACGACCAGGAUGCACUGUUCGACGCCGUGUCCACGUGCCUCGACGAUCCCGCUUCCAACGUGGUGCAUGGGGCAUUAAAGUGUCUUGAGAGCUUGCUAGACGGUCGCGAAGCUGUGAUUUGCGAACUGGCCUCUCCACUUAUCGACCAUGGCGACGCAACCGUUCGAGAAGCAGCAGUUGCACUGUUGGGCAAGAUGACCAACGAAGGGAGGCGGGAAGCUUUGAAUGCGCUGAAGGCUGCAGAAGGUCGAACUUGGCCUGAGUCAGAUGCUCUUGUACGAGAAGCUUGGGACAAAGCCCUUGAAGCCUUGACCAGCACAUGA